Messenger RNA from Pectinophora gossypiella (pink bollworm), 1165 nucleotides. RefSeq names its product GTP-binding protein Rit2 (gene Ric). The transcript has 5 exons. The record is from RefSeq and is a predicted model, not a curated record. Bases 221 to 883 code for a protein of 220 amino acids. Lineage: Eukaryota; Metazoa; Arthropoda; Insecta; Lepidoptera; Gelechiidae. Gene Ontology annotation, molecular function: GDP binding; GTP binding; GTPase activity. Gene Ontology annotation, biological process: Ras protein signal transduction. Gene Ontology annotation, cellular component: plasma membrane.
UCAAUCAGCUGUCGAUUUUUUAUUGUAAAUUAUUGUUUUUUGCAACAAAAAAAUGAACUUGGAUGACUGAAAAGUGGGUGUCCCGGUGUCGUGCGCUGUGCUGCCAGUGGUAGAGUUGGGGGGCGGCUUGUGGCGAUGGCGUCGGGGGUCGUGGGCCAGUGAGGGCUGCGGGCGCGGCUCGCAGGUGUGCGCGGCCGGGGCUCCGCAGGCAUGCGGCGGCAUGGCGGGCGAGGCUGCGGGCACGUCGCGCGGCCUGCGAGUCUACAAGAUCGUGGUGCUCGGCGACGGCGGGGUCGGCAAGUCGGCCGUCACCCUGCAGUUCGUCAGCCACAGUUUCUUGGACUACCACGACCCCACUAUAGAGGAUUCUUACCAACAACAAGCGGUGAUUGACGGUGAGCCCGCACUACUGGACAUUUUGGAUACUGCUGGUCAGGUGGAGUUCACGGCGAUGCGCGAGCAGUACAUGCGGUGCGGCGAGGGCUUCGUGCUGUGCUACUCAGUGACGGAUAGGCGCUCGUUCCGCGCCGCCGCCGAGUACCGACGGCUACUGGCGCAGGCGCGGCCCGCCGAGAGACUGCCGCUUGUACUGGUCGGGAACAAGCUGGAUCUCGCGCCGAGGUUCAGACAAGUGAGCACAGAGGAAGGCAAGGCGCUGGCGACGCAGCUGGGAUGUCCCUUCUUCGAGACGUCGGCGGCGCUGCGCCAUUUCGUCGACGACGCCUUCCACGCGCUCGUGAGGGAGAUACGACGCCUCGAGCGGCAGCGACAGGCGUCAAUCCUCGGCAUGAGCGUGUCGGGCGGCGGCGGACGUCGCCGCUGGCGCCGCCUGCGCAGCAUCUUCGCGCUCGUGUUCCGCCGCCGCCGCCGCCACGAGCCCUGACUACUGCUGCCAACACUCCUACACGCUUGAACUUACGGAGCAAGGUAACUUUCAUGAUGGUUUGAUGGCCCUUCGAUUUCAAACUGAGUUCCACGAGUUAUGUCUUGGAGGUUUAAAAAGUUUUUUUAUGAAGACAUAUUCCUUCUAAGCUCUUAUCCGGAGUUUUCUUAGUUGGGUAAGCGAUACAACCUAACCUAACUUUGAGAAAACUAAUCUGGAGUUUUUAUAAUGAAAAAAAAAAACAUUCUUACAUUUUUGGAUAACCCGUUUAACCCGUUUAUU